AUGAACAUGCGCAUCGCAUUCUCAUUACGCAUUGCGGCUUUGCUCGCCCUACCUUUUGUUUCCGCUCAAGAUGAUGUCAGCACUUCAGUCAUAGCCCGCAAUGCGACCACCAGCUGCCCUGAUCUAUUUCCCGGGCCAGUCAGCUUCAGCGAUGUAGCAGGCCUGUUCACCAUCCAAUCCCACACCGACCCAAUAGCAACGGAAUCCAUCCGUCAAACCCUAUCCCUCUACGCCCUCGCAAUCGACGGCCGUAACUACGACAUCCUUCGGAAAGUCUUUACCACCUACGCGCGUGCCAACUACUCUGACCCCAUCGGGGUACUAAACGGCGUUCAGGCCAUCAUCGACAAUCUAGCACCCGGUCUGAGUACCUUCGUAUCUACCCAGCACCAUCUUGGCACGCAAAUGAUUUACAUCUGCGGUCCUGGCAGCGCUGUGUCUGUCACUUACUUUCAGGCUACGCACUACUUCACGCCAUAUACUGGCGUUCAGAAUCCAGUGGAUAACAGUAAGGUAUUGAUCGAUAAGGGUCAGUAUCAGGAUACGUGGGCUAAGCAGAAAGAUGGGAGCUGGAAGAUUGUUAAUCGUAAUUUGGUGCGGAUGGGUCCUGCUACGCUAGACGGUGGUUUUCCCUCUUCGUAA
Alternaria ventricosa is the source of this 642-nucleotide messenger RNA. RefSeq lists its product as uncharacterized. The record is from RefSeq and is a predicted model, not a curated record. The coding region runs from base 1 to 642 and encodes 213 amino acids. Lineage: Eukaryota; Fungi; Ascomycota; Dothideomycetes; Pleosporales; Pleosporaceae. The transcript has 2 exons.